Messenger RNA from Gigantopelta aegis, 1560 nucleotides. RefSeq names its product tripartite motif-containing protein 2-like. Gene Ontology annotation, biological process: proteasome-mediated ubiquitin-dependent protein catabolic process; protein polyubiquitination; negative regulation of translation. Gene Ontology annotation, molecular function: ubiquitin protein ligase activity; protein binding; translation repressor activity. The coding region runs from base 206 to 1399 and encodes 397 amino acids. The transcript is spliced from 4 exons. Lineage: Eukaryota; Metazoa; Mollusca; Gastropoda; Neomphalida; Peltospiridae. The record is from RefSeq and is a predicted model, not a curated record.
ACCAACAAGUAUGGCGAUCUCCGGGGUGACGGCCAUAGCUUGUUUACAAACUGGACAGUGUUGUUUUCAGUACUCGAUACUGGCUACCAGAAAGCAUAUUAAGAUUUGAUGAAAAUCCUAGAGUUGGUUGCUUUGUUGUGAAAAAAACCCCAACGAUUUAUAGGUGACAUAAACCUGGUCAUAGGCCUAUAUCACAGAAAGCACAAUGGUAGAUUUCCAGUCUCGAUAUCGACUGUACGCACUGGGUUAUACAUCGCCUAUUGUGAGAGAACAUGCUUGUAAACGACACCACGCGCAUGAAGUUUCAAGACACGUGCAUCGACAUCAUGGUGACAGGCCAGUGCAUGACUGUCGGCCGGAAGUGAUCAAGGAGUUGAACGACCCUGGAUUGUGGGAGGCGCAGCUGCUAGCCUCCGGGCUGAAUGAGUCUUACAAGAACUCGGAGAGCCUGCACACUCCAAUCAGGGAAGAGUCAUCGAAGCAAAAAAACAAAGGAGGUAAAAAGUUAUUUGAAACAGGAUCAUUUGGUUCCGGUGUUGCUUGCUUCAAGUAUCCAAGAGGUCUAAUGACAUCGCGCGAGACCUGUGACGUAAUUGUAGCAGACACUCAGAAUCACUGCAUAAAGGUCUUCAACCAGUGUGGAGUUUUCAAACAUGUUUUCGGCAGCAAAGGCAAAGAUGCUGGGCAGUUUAACGAGCCAACCGGAGUGUGUGAACUGCCAAAUGGCGACUUAGUAAUAGCAGAUAGACGGAAUAAGCGCGUGCAGGUGUUUACCUCAGACGGGAAUUUCAAGUACAUGUUCCCCACUGUCCAGGAGCCAUAUGGAAUCACAUCGAACUCGAUACCGAAUAUAAUUGUUUCCACCGUUUCCAAACAGAUCGAAGUUUACGAGAGGACAGGAAAACGGGUGCAUAUAUUCACCAUUGGUGGAAAAUGUGCCGCGGUUUCUCCUGUUCAGAUCUGUACUAACGAUAAAAACGAGAUCAUUGUGUGCGAUCCGGACGACUGUUUGGUGAAGUUCUACACGCUUGAUGGCGAUGCCGUGCACCAGUUCCAGCCAGACUCGCCUGGAGUAGGGCAAGCCGUCGUACCCGGCGGAAUCUGCAUGAACCGCGUACAGCAGGUUCUGGUGGCCGACUCCUUGAACCACACCGUCAACUCGUACUUGGAAAAGGGCGCCUUCGUCGAGCGGAUCGUCUGCCCCACGGAUGACGUUGGUACCAUUCAGGCGAUAUGCUGCGGCCCUGAAGGACACCUUGUAACAACAGAAUUCAGCGUUUCAAAAGAGCACUGUCUUAAGAUUUUCCGAUACCUCGAAUGUGAGUGUCACAGAGCUAGGCCACCUUCCUGCAAACGCACGCCAAACAGUUGCAAGGCUUACCAAAUACCUCCAUUGUGAGUUGUUAUGUCGCACUCUAACAUAGGGCUACAGCAGAAGUACAUCUUUCAAGGAGCUUUCCUCUGACUUGAUGAACUAGCUGUAAUGAUUUACCCAGUGUUGUGUUAUCCCCGUGAGAACAGAAUAUAUUAGUUCAUAUUAAAUAUAUCAUCUGCAACUUU